CGCUGCACAGCACGAGCCUGUUCGCCGUCACCAUAUAAAGCAGCGGACACGGUGCCUAGCAGACAUUCGCUCCGUGAGGCCCCUGCGAGCAGCAGCCGUCUCCACGCCAAGGUCAGACAAAAUGCCAGGAAUGUUCUUCUCUGCUACUCCCAAGGAACUGAAAGGAACUGACCAUUCGCUUCUUGAUGAUAAAAUGCAAAAAAGGAGGCCAAAGACCUUCGGAAUGGAUGUGAAAGCGUACCUGAGGUCUAUGAUCCCGCACCUGGAGUCUGGAAUGAAGACUUCCAAGUCCAAGGACAUACUCUCCGCUGACGAAGUGAUGCAGUGGUCUCAAUCUCUGGAAAAACUCCUCGCCACCCGAACUGGUCAAGAUGUUUUUGGAAGUUUCCUAAAGUCUGAGUUCAGUGAGGAGAAUAUUGAGUUCUGGCUGGCUUGUGAAGACUAUAAAAAAACAGAGUCUGAUCUUCUGCACUGCAAAGCAGAGAAAAUAUACAAAGCAUUUGUGCAUUCGGACGCUGCUAAGCAAAUCAACAUUGACUUUCGCACUCGAGAAUCUACAGCCAAGAAGAUUAAAGCUCCAACCCUCACAUGUUUUGAUGAAGCCCAAAAAAUUGUAUAUACGCUUAUGGAAAAGGACUCCUAUCCCAGGUUCCUCAAGUCAAAUAUAUAUUUAAAUCUUCUGAAUGACCUUCAGGCGAACAGUCUAAAGUGACCAUUUCCUGGUGGGAGGGGAUUACAGAUGGCAUCAAGUUCAGAAGGCGAGUUCCCGGAUGGCUCCCUGGGUGAGCAACUUGGCCUUUCUGGGUAACUAGACUGGCCCAGGGAGAGAACAAAGGACUCACAGUGGAUUAACAUGGAAGGUAUCCAGGCACGGGGUUGAGGAAACUCGAAGUGAAAGUUAGGAGAUGGUGGAAGGAAGGAGAGCCUCUGGCUCUGCUCUAAAGCACGGUGCACCUAGGAACUAGAAAACCCGUCAGAACCGAUGAGGCCUGGGCACUCAGACGCUGUGAACAGAGGUUUGGAACGGAUUAGGACAUCCUAUAAGCUUCGGGGCCCACUGACAUUUAUGCUGCAUAUUAUUAUAUAGAGAUUGUCUUGAGCUGCUGAAAUUUCUUCAACUUGGAUGACUAUUUGACAAGUCUUUUU
Messenger RNA from Artibeus jamaicensis (Jamaican fruit-eating bat), 1146 nucleotides. It is a transcript of the gene RGS1, whose product is annotated as regulator of G protein signaling 1. NCBI's taxonomy places the organism in Eukaryota, Metazoa, Chordata, Mammalia, Chiroptera, Phyllostomidae. The transcript has 5 exons. The record is from RefSeq and is a predicted model, not a curated record. Bases 122 to 712 code for a protein of 196 amino acids.